CCGCCACUGCCUGUAUACACACGAAAAUCCGCAACCAAGCCAAUGCCGACCCUAGUAUACGAAUCUAACGGAUAUUCAACUGCGAGAUGCGGGAGUUGGCACCCCUUUACGUAUGGUUGCCACGGUAACGGAUAACCAUCGUUGUUUACAAACAUUUAAAAAAUUUCAGAGAUGAUAUUUAUUUCAAAGAAUAUGCUUAGACCAAAGACAAACGCCCACACAUUAUUAAUUUUUCUAUGAGUAUCAUAUAUCUGAUGGAGAAUUUAAAAAUAGUCACGAUGUGGUCAAUGAAAUUGAAGAUAGACAUUAUGGUAAUUAUUGCACUUACGGGUUUUUUUAUCCGUUCUUCCGCAGAAUAUUUCAUCCGCAGAUUAUUUGGCUGAAUUCUUAAUUAUUUCUGGUGGUAGAUAAUCAAAUUUAUUAAUAUAGGUAUUAAAUAGUGGUGGUUGAAUAGAGUGGUCAUACUAUUUGUGCUUAUCCUCUAGUCUGAAAAGUUUUUUUUACAAAUUAUAAAUUUAUAUAUCUGACCAGUUUUUACAUUAAAAUGUCUUUGGAAAAUAACUGGCAUUAUGAUUAUGUGCGCUUGGCCUGGGAUACUGGAUUUUCAUUUGAGAAAUGGAGAUCAAAUAGUCCAAAUAACAAUAAAAUAUGUAUUGUUGAUAUAGAAAAGGUUAUAAAAGAAAGAGAUGUUGCUAUUGUUGAUCAGUGUAUUCCUGAUAUUUUACAAUAUUUAUUAGAGGAAGAACAAACAAAAAUUCUUGAUAAAAAUUUUGUUAAAAUGUUUAGAAUAAGUCAGUUGGCUGUAGAAUUCUUAAUAUUUUGCAAGAAAUAUUUAGACAAUACUGUGGUGUUACUCAAAAAAGAACUGACUAAAAACAAAGAAGAGAUGAAGGAAUUAAACAUUUUUAUUGAAGAACUAAAAGAACAACUUAAAGUCUUGAUUAAACAACAAUCAAUAUUAACAUUUAAAUGCAAUAUCUGUUUAAAGGUAUUUUCUGCUGAAGAGUAUUUAAAUUCUCAUAUGCAAAGGAAGCAUGGAAAUGUCAAUACCAAGCAGUCCAACUUUCAUACUGACAAAAUAGAUUUAGAGAUUAAAGAAUUAAAAGAAAGAUUGAAUACUACAGAAAAAUUAUUGGAAGAAAAAAAUAGCCAGCAUCAGCAAACCAGUAAAUACUCAGAAAAUGACUUUCUUAAAAUAUUUGAGAAAUUUAGGGAACAAAUUAUUAUAGAAUUUCAAGAUCUAAAAAUGCAGAAAGACUCAUAUGAGGAGAACAUUAAUCAAAUACUUGAUACUUUACUCAAUAAGAAUUUAUUUGAAAAUAGAAAAUUAUUGGCUACUGUAAAAAACGAUGUCAUGACUCAGACUGAUACAAUUUUACAGAAUAUCGAACCUUGCAAUGACCAAACUGUCAGUGUUAGUAAAACCAAUGUACAUAAUGAAUCAAAUUUUUCUGAAAGUAUAAUUGUUGAAAAAAUAUCUGCAACAUUAGCUAAUAUUGAAGGACAAAUGCAAAUGUUUUGUUCAAAAUUAAAUGAAACUUCAAAAACUACAGAUUGUAAUAACCAGGAAUUUUUAGUAGAAAGUGAAGAUGUUUUCAGACAAAAAGAAGUAAUACCUUCAGAGAAACCAAAAAUUAAACCUAGAACAAAAUUUACUUGUGUUAGUAAAAAUGAAGAUACCUUUAUCAAACAAGUGAAGCAUGAAAAAGGGCCAGAAGUAGACUUAAUAAUACCAAAAACAGAAUCCCAGGAAAUAAAAUCAGAAAUAUCAAGGACUUACGAAAAAGAAUGUUUUUCUAGUACAUCUGACUCUCAAAUUUCAGAAGUACCCAAUAUGGAAUUGGAAAAAAAUGAAAAUCCAGAGAGUUCAGUUCCAACCAAACCUUUCAAUGCUCAGAGUUUUAAAAAAAAUGUUAACUAUAUACUCUUAAAACAAUUACAAAAUAUAGGAAUUUCAAAAAAUUGGAGUGCUAUUCCUGAAAAUACUUUUGCGACAACAUCAAAAUUAGUAAAUCAUCAGUCAUAUCUAUUAAAGCAGAUGUAUCCAGAUUUUGAGAGGAUUAAGAAAUCAAUUGUGAAAACUAUAGAAGAUCGUUGUACAAAUAAGGAAAAGAAGGCAAAUUUUAAAAAUGGACAGAAAAGGACAGAUCACCAAAAUAUAAUUAAACUUACAUGUAGAGCCAAACCAAAGAGACAAACUCUGGCUAGUGUCACAAUAAAUAAUAGAGCUCUGUAUGAAACAGACUCGGAUAGUGAAUAUGAUAUCGACAAACGCAGCAAUGAAAAUUUUCGUCCUAGCACAAUUUAUUCUAACGUAAUAACCGAACUAAAGUCAAGAAAUCUGGAAAAUAAACAUUUGACAGCCACUGGGGGCAGUGCGAAAAAUGAAAACGACAAACAGAAAGGAGUUUUAAAAAGUUUUCCAUCAGUUGGUUCGUUAUCAAAGAAAAAGGUCAUAUUCGACAUAGCUCGUGACGACGUUAAGUUGACUACUACUUCAUUGAACCAACAAAAGGAAGUACAACCAGGUGGAAGUACAACCAGUAUUGCAAGUUCAAUUUUUGAUGGUAAUUUAGAAGACAAUAAUCCAAAUUUGUUUCUUUGACAAAAUGAUUUUGAUGAAAAUUCCGAUGAAAAGCAGAAUAAUAUAAAAAUAAUGAUAUAAUUUUAAUUCUGGAUGAUACUCCUGCCUAUUUCUUAUUUCGUUACAGUUUUUACUUAAUAACAGAGAGGGUUAAUUAUCAGCAAGGUUGUAGUUGCAUAAUUCUGCAAAAAUACAGACAACGCAAGUUUUAUUUCUAAAGCCCAACUCUAACAAAACCAAAACAAACAUACUAUUAAUAUUAUAGUUUAUAUUAAUUAGGUACCUUGUGAUCGAAAAAAAAACCACGUGGCAAUAACGAUCAUCAUAUAUUUUUACAAAAAUGCCAUAGAUCGUAAUUUCCAAGCAUACAGCGACGUCGUUUUUAUCGAAUGGGUUAUAUUUUUCUAUUUAUUGCAGUGAUAUAAUAAGAUGUAUAGGAUUUGAUAUUAAAAAAGAUGUGUUAUUGUAAAGUAAUAAA
Sitophilus oryzae (rice weevil) is the source of this 3062-nucleotide messenger RNA. It is a transcript of the gene DZIP1, whose product is annotated as zinc finger protein DZIP1. The transcript has 9 exons. Gene Ontology annotation, biological process: cilium assembly. Gene Ontology annotation, cellular component: ciliary basal body; cytoplasm. Bases 545 to 2605 code for a protein of 686 amino acids. The record is from RefSeq and is a predicted model, not a curated record. Lineage: Eukaryota; Metazoa; Arthropoda; Insecta; Coleoptera; Curculionidae.